AUGCGUCGAGCAGCAGUCCAAGCGUUCCGCACUGCUCGACGGACUCCUCUCCGGAAAGUCGUCACUACCAGAGCUUUCCCCAGGCCUCCAGUGAACCAUAUCGUCGGCCUACGCCCAGUCACUACCCUUAUCAGAAGAGAUGCUCCGACCCAGAUCAUAAGGUCAUCCAUGUACUUUCGUACAUUCUCAGUCGCUGCUCUGGUAUCUGUGCUGGCUUCCGGCGUUUACUACUACCAGCGGGAUCCAGAAACUAGGGCGUUGGUCAAUGGGACAAGCGUCAUAACCUCUGGCUCAGGCCGUUCAGCACCUCAGUAUUCAACACUAGCCUCUGCCUCAGGCUCUCUCCCUACCCAAACCCAGUCAAUAUCAAACGGUCUCGUUGCAGAGCCAGGAGCCGAGUCUAAGAGAAGGGCACUGCUCGUUCAAGACAACGAAUUCUACGUAGACGAACUAGCUCACGACGCUCCUUUAACCAAGCAAGCUGAAGACGAAGGUCACAACCGGAUGGAGAAGAUAACGCCGGAACAGGCAACGCAAAAGCUUCGCAAGAACGAGGAGUCAUAUCUGGUCGGCAGGGGAAGAGGCGUUGUCCGCUACGAUGUGGUCCAGAUACCAAGUAACAACCCUAUCGAGGAUGACCACGCCGAGAAGAUUGUUGAAGUGCCCCAGUCAGUUACUCCUCCACCUGCCGGGUCGGCCAGCAGCGACUGGAUGUUCUGGGGCGUCUUUGACGGUCACGCUGGUUGGACCACAUCCGCAAAACUUCGACAAGUCCUCAUCUCCUACGUUGCGCGUGAACUCAAUAACACUUACAUAUCCGCCUUCACCGACCCCUCUUUGACCGUUCCCACCCCGCAGUCCAUAGACACAGCAAUCAAACGUGGCUUUCUCGCACUAGAUCACGAGAUAGUCCACGCUUCCGUGAGUAAGAUUACCACCAACACAAAGCAAAAAGCCGCAGCAGCAGAGAUCCUUGCACCAGCACUUUCUGGCGCUUGUGCUCUCCUCUCAUUCUACGAUAGUUCUUCAAAGCUCUUUCGAGUGGCUUGUACAGGCGAUUCACGUGCAGUGCUAGGCCGCAAAAACCCAGCAACUGGAAAGUGGACUGCUACUCCACUCAGUGAAGACCAGACGGGAGGCACUCCCUCUGAGAUGACUCGACUGCGCGCUGAGCAUCCUGGCGAGGAGAAUGUCGUACAUAGGGGAAGGAUACUAGGCGGCUUAGAACCCAGUCGGGCGUUUGGCGAUGCGGGCUAUAAAUGGAGCAGGGAAGUCCAAAACCGGAUGAAGAAGUUUUUCUUUGGAAAGACUCCGUCGCCGCUAUUGAAAACCCCGCCGUAUGUUACCGCUGAGCCUAUCAUCACGACCACGAAGGUAGAUCCUGGGCAGGGAGACUUCGUUGUUCUGGCUACGGAUGGGUUGUGGGAAAUGCUCACGAAUGAGGAAGUUGUUGGAUUGGUUGGGCAGUGGCUCGAAAAUCAAUCGUCGAGCAGUGGAAGUAAUGCCACGUCAUGGACAAAGUCAUUCUUCAGCAGCCAAAGCACGAAGUUGCCAGUUGAGAAGCCUGUCUCAGCGCCCACGGAGGGUGGUGAAGGCCAACGGGCUCCUCUGCGGCAGACGCAAUGGGAUGUGAAGACUACUGAUGAGAGGUUCGUGGUCGAGGAUAAAAACGUGGCGACGCAUUUGGUUAGGAAUGCGUUGGGUGGUAGAGAUAGGGAUAUGGUUUGUGGGCUGUUGACGCUUGUGAGUCCGUAUGCAAGGCGAUACAGGGACGAUCUCACAGUCGAAGUCAUUUUCUUCGGCGAAGCUGACAAGAGCGGAGAUGUGGUACUCAACGCUGAAGCCAGCGCGCCCAGCUUAGGUGCGAAGGCAAAGUUAUGA
This is a messenger RNA of Letharia columbiana, 1881 nucleotides long. RefSeq lists its product as uncharacterized. The record is from RefSeq and is a predicted model, not a curated record. The coding region runs from base 1 to 1881 and encodes 626 amino acids. NCBI's taxonomy places the organism in Eukaryota, Fungi, Ascomycota, Lecanoromycetes, Lecanorales, Parmeliaceae. Gene Ontology annotation, biological process: protein dephosphorylation. The transcript is spliced from 2 exons. Gene Ontology annotation, molecular function: protein serine/threonine phosphatase activity.